AUGAGUGUAUCUUCUCGUGACAUUGAGAACAUUGACGUGGAGGCCCAGAACGGCUCCCAACAGUUCUGUUCCGCCAUUGUGCAGAAGGCGGCAUCGCUUCGUGCGCUGGGUUUGGCUGAUGACUAUAAGGGUGGUAAGGCCAAGCUGUUAGCUGCAUCUUCCCCUUCUGAUCAAAAAGGUGUCGUGAAAGAGGUCAUUUUGCGAGAGAAUGCCCAAAGCCUGAGCCAAGCAAGGUACGAGAGCGAUGUGAACGUUGUGGUGCCCUAUCUCAUGGUAAAGAUGACUGUAAGUUCAAGCUGA
Perkinsus marinus ATCC 50983 is the source of this 300-nucleotide messenger RNA. RefSeq lists its product as hypothetical. The transcript has 2 exons. The record is from RefSeq and is a predicted model, not a curated record. Lineage: Eukaryota; Perkinsozoa; Perkinsida; Perkinsidae. Bases 1 to 300 code for a protein of 99 amino acids.